Cladocopium goreaui is the source of this 2142-nucleotide messenger RNA. The record is from the annotation of a GenBank genome assembly. NCBI's taxonomy places the organism in Eukaryota, Dinophyceae, Suessiales, Symbiodiniaceae.
AUGGCCAUUCUGCUGCUGGGCGGGGAACCCGACCGCGACAGCUAUGCAGCGCAGCUGUCCUUCGAGUUUCAUCCGCCUCUGGAGGUCUUCGCCAGCUCUCCAUCCAGUGGAGCCUUAGAACGUCUCAGCGCGGUGGAUCGGAUCAAUAAGCUGGUGCUGUCCUAUGAGGCAUUGGACACGGUCACCAAUUUCUCCACCAUGAUUCCCAGACUUCAGGAGGCUGGUGUGAAGAAGGUGUUGCUGGUCACCUCUUCCUACCACAUGCCCCGAGCCAGGGCUAUUGCUGGGGUGAUGCUGGGUGCCUCGGGGAUCGACUUCGAAGCUCGUGAAGUUGAAUCCACCAAGCCGCCUGAGCCGAGAUGGAAAAUUUGGCGGGCAUGGUUUGUUACCGUCGCCACAUUCCAAGCCAUGACCACCGAGGCCGCAGGGCAUCCUAUUGCCUUAGGGCCGUAUUGGUUAACGGCCCAUACGGCCCUGACCGAACAGCGCUUGCUGCUCUCAGCAGCCAUUGCCAAGGUGCAGGAGAAUGGUGAAACCUCGCAGAAGGUAACCCUGCCCUGCGCCCUGCGCUACUUGCACCGCAGAAAGGGUAGUGGCACUGUGCCUCCUUCAGGGUCCAACCCAACCUUGACUGCGGUGGCAGAGGAAUAUGAAAAGGCCCUGGACAGCAACAAGUCGGUGGACUACACUGACCUUAUCUCCAUGGCAGGUGAGGUACUUCGGCUGCCGGUGGUUGCAGAGACCAUGGCAAAACUACAGGCUGUCGUGGUGGAUGAAUUCCAGGACACCUCAAUGGCUCAGCUGCAGAUGUUGCAAGAGAUGUUGUCCUGCCGGCCGUCCAGGUUGACGGCAGUGGGCGAUCCUCGUCAGCGGAUCUUCUCGUUUCAGGGAUCUGCCUCUGGACAGUUCAAGGCGUUCCAGCAAAAGUUCCAUGCAAGAGAGCUGACAUUGGAGGAAAAUUUCCGCUCCACUGGGCAUAUUUGCGGCUGCGCCACUUCGAUUUUGGGGCAGGCGGGUAUGGACGACCCGACGCACCCCAUGCUUCGAUCCCGGCAUCCUGCAGGAAAUGGGCUGCCUGUGACUGUGGCAGUGUGUCGGGUGUCGCAGAUUUCUUGGAUUCCUGUGAGGUGUCGCACCGUGAGAUGUGAAGAAUUUCACGCCAGAUCUUGGGUCUUGCAGCAGAAGCUGAAUGGCGGCGAAUGGCGUGAUCUGGCCAUUCUUGCCCGCACCACCGCCACUGCGCAGUCUAUGGCCAACUCGCUCCAAUCACUUGGAGUGCCGGUGGUACUGGCAGGGCUGGAGCACUACAGUCAGAAAGAGGAGUGGCACCCAGACAGAUUACCACGUGACCGUGCGAGCCCAGAGCCCAGCAACAUCGAUACGAGCCCAGCUCGCCGCGCCACGGGGGAUUUGCUGCAGGUGGUGAAGCAAGAUGCUUUUGGGCCCGCAGUGGAAGCUGUCUCGGCCAGGGUGGAUGUUGCCUUUGUGCCGCCUGGCCACGCUGAGAGUGAGCUGAUGACGGUGUCCUUCCCUGGCACCAACGGUCUGCAGCAUGGCGCAUAUGUGAACAUCACAGGGUACCGGGAGACGGACUCUACACAUGCUGAAGAACUCAAGGCGGGGAUGAAAGAUCAAGCCCUGGCGACCGGCUUAGCUUCUGCCUGGCAGCUCAGUUGGCGAAGCGCCGACAAUGUCGUGUUCAAACAUGUUCAGUAUCCAACAGGCAAAUGCUGGAAUACGAAAGAGACGCGGGAGAGCUGGGUGGACGCAGGCACAGUGAGCUUUACAGGCUCUGUGGUUGGACCCAUCAGUGGAUGCCCGGAUUCCAAUGACGCUUGGGCCACGUACCAAGCAAUCCAGUCGCAGCUCCGUGGCACAGAUGAAUGGGACCAGAACUACUUCAAAGUGAUGAUCCUUCCAUCCUCAUGGCUCUCAGCUAUUGGCCUGGGCACAGUGGGUGGAAGCCUUAGCUGGUACCGAGACACCUAUGUGAAGCACCCUGCAAUGUUUCUGCACGAGAUCGGACACAAUUGGAAACUUCAUCAUGCAGGAGGAGCUUUUGUUAGCCAGGACUGGCCGAUGGGUCUUGCAUGGUCUUGCCCUGAAAAUAGAUGGAAGAUAUACCGGUAUACCAUCAAAUGA